CCCCCUCCCCAUCCCAUUGAAGUUUCCAGUAUGGAAAUCGAAGUGGAAAGGAAAGGAACCUUCAAGGUAGAAGCGUUGCGAGAGAUCGAACGUCAAGUUCAGAAACGUUGGGAAGAGGACAAAGUUUUUGAGGUGGACGCUCCAGAGAAAAACGAUGGGAAGAAGUUUUUUGUGACCUUCCCCUACCCAUACAUGAAUGGUCGCCUCCACUUGGGCCACACCUUCUCUCUGUCCAAGAAUGAGUUCAUUAUGGGUUAUCGCCGCCUCCAAGGCAAAAGAUGCCUGUGGCCAUUUGGUCUCCACUGCUCAGGAAUGCCAAUCAAGGCCUGUGCUGACAAGUUACAGAGAGAGAUCCAAGAGUUUGGUUAUCCUCCAGUGUUCCCUAAGACGGUGGCUAAGGAGGAGGCUCCUGUUGACAAUGAGCCCAUCAUCAAAGACAAGUCCAAGGGCAAGAAAAGUAAAGCAGCAGCAAAGGCGGGUGGGGCUGACUACCAGUGGCAGAUCAUGCAGUCCCUGGGCCUGAAGGAUGAGGAAAUUAAGAACUUUGCCGACGCUGCGUACUGGCUGGAGUACUUCCCUCCACUGGCCAAACAGGACCUCCAGAUGAUGGGGCUCAAGGUGGACUGGAGACGUACCUUCAUCACCACUGAUGCCAACCCUUACUACGACUCCUUUGUGCGAUGGCAGUUCCUCACACUCAAGGACAGGAACAAGGUCAAGUUUGGCAAGAGAUACACAAUUUUCUCACCAUUUGACAAGCAGCCUUGUAUGGACCAUGACAGGCAGACUGGAGAGGGAGUUGGACCACAAGAGUACACACUUAUCAAAAUGAAAGUGAUGGAACCAUAUCCACCAAAGCUUAGUGGUUUGAAAGGAAAGCCCAUCUUCCUUGUUGCGGCAACCCUGCGUCCUGAGACCAUGUACGGGCAGACCAACUGCUGGGUCCGUCCCGACAUGCCGUACGUGGCGUUCCAGACCGUCUGGGGCGAGGUGUUCAUCAGCACCAGGAGGGCGGCGCGCAACAUGGCGUACCAGGGGUUCACAAAGGAUGAUGGGAAGUACGAAACGCUGGUGGAGCUAGUCGGGCAGGAUAUCAUGGGUGUGGCCCUGAAAGCGCCCCUGACCAGCUACGACAAGAUCUACACCCUCCCCAUGCUCAACAUCAAAGAGGACAAAGGAACAGGCGUGGUCACCAGUGUGCCUUCAGACGCUCCUGAUGACUUUGCUGCCCUGAGGGACCUCAAGAAGAAAAAGCCAAUGAGAGAGAAGUUUCAGGUGACAGAUGAAAUGGUUCUGCCCUAUGACCCAGUACCAAUCAUCGAGGUCCCAGGGUUUGGUAACCUGUCUGCAGUGACCGUUUGUGACCAACUAAAGAUCCAGAGUCAAAAUGACAAGGACAAACUGGCCGAGGCUAAAGAAAAAGUCUACCUGAAGGGCUUCUAUGAAGGGGUGAUGCAGGUAGGAGAAUACAAGGGCAAGAAGAUCCAAGAUAUCAAGCAGGAUGUCAAGAAGAAAAUGGUUGACAAGAGGGAGGCUGUAGUGUACAUGGAACCAGAGAAACAAGUCAUGUCCAGGUCUGGGGAUGAGUGUGUGGUGGCCCUGUGUGACCAGUGGUAUCUUGAUUAUGGUGAAGAGGGAUGGAAGAAACAAACAGCUACAGCACUGGAGCAGAUUGACACGUAUACAGAUGAUGUGAGGAAAAACUUUGAGGCAACACUUGACUGGCUCCAUGAGCAUGCCUGCUCCAGGUCCUAUGGACUGGGUACAAAGAUGCCGUGGGAUGAGCAGUACCUUGUAGAGUCCCUGUCUGACUCCACCAUCUACAUGGCCUACUACACAGUGGCACAUCUACUGCAGGGAGGAACCUUCAAUGGCUCCAAACCUGGACCACUGGGAAUCAGACCAGAGCAGAUGACCAGGGAAGUGUGGGACUAUGUGUUCUUCAAGUCGGCACCCUUCCCGAAAACGGACAUUCCCAAGGACAAACUCAACAGGAUGAAGAGAGAGUUUGAGUACUGGUACCCCGUGGACCUGAGGGUGUCAGGGAAGGACCUGGUCCCUAACCACCUGACAUACUUCCUGUACAACCACUGUGCCAUCUGGCCAGACAGCAAAAACAAGUGGCCACAAGGUAUAAGAGCCAAUGGACAUCUGUUGCUGAACUCUGAAAAGAUGUCCAAGUCCACUGGAAACUUCCUGACCCUGUCUGGUGCCAUCGAGAAGUUCUCUGCAGAUGGCAUGCGUCUGGCGCUGGCUGAUGCCGGUGACACCGUGGAGGAUGCUAACUUUGUGGAGAGGAUGGCCGAUGCCGGGAUCCUGCGUCUGUACACGUGGCUGGAGUGGGUGAAGGAGAUGCUCGCCAGUAAAGACACCCUGAGGGGGGGUCCACCCACUAACUGGUCUGAUAGGGCCUUUGUCAGUGCAAUGAACAAAGGUAUCCUAGAAACUGCUACCAGGUAUGACAGGAUGAUGUUCAAGGAGGCUGUCAAAACUGGCUUCUAUGAGUUCCAGGCUGCGCUAAGUAAGUACAAGGAGAUAGCGACAGAAGGCAUGCACCGUGAUCUGGUGUUCAGGUUUAUCGAGGUGCAGACCCUGGUACUGGCACCCAUCUGUCCUCAUCUCUGUGAACACAUCUGGGGGCUGCUGGGAAAGAAAGAGUCCAUCAUGCUGGCGGCCUGGCCCCAGGCAGGUCUAGUAGACGAGGUGAUGAACGAGGCGCUGGACUACCUGAUGGACGUCGCACACGACUUCCGCCUCCGGCUCAAGAACUUCUCGGAACCAAAGGGCAAGAAGGGUUCCAGCCAGCCGCCCGCUCAGCGCCCCACACACAUGACCAUCUGGGUCGCUAAGACCUUCCCCACCUGGCAACACCUGACCCUCAUGACCCUCAGGAAGAUGUACGAGGAGAACAACAACAGCUUCCCUGAGAACAAGGACAUUGCCAAGGCACUGGGAGGGUUGGAGGAGUUGAAGAAGUACAUGAAGAAGAAAGUCAUGCCCUUUGUUGCCAUGGUCAAGACCAAUGUGGACAAGCAGGGCACCAGAGCCAUGGAUGUGACCCUGCCGUUUGAUGAGAAGGCUGUCCUGGAGGAGAACAUGAAAUACCUGCUCAACACACUAGAGCUGGACUACAUUGAUGUGAAGUUCUCCACAGAGGCAGAAGAUAAGGUGAAGGAGGAGUGUUGUCCUGGCAAGCCUCUCAGUAACCUCUGGGUCGAGCCUGGGGUAGAAGUGCUGUUUGUGAACCCUCAGCAUUCCAGCGGUCAUUUCUCCUGGACCCUGACUGUCCGUCAGGGGGACACCACCGACAAGGUGCUGGGACGCAUCAUGCGCAUGGAGAGGGGUAUCAAAGAUACCACUCAAGUCAAGCUGAUGCGAUACGAUGACCCUCUUGUGGGGCCCAGAACUAUCCCUGUUUUCAACCAACCAGAGCUGGGGAAAACUGCCAUCCCCGAGUCUUCUGUCUUCAACGUGAACCUGGAAACUCAAAAUGUCUCUGUGUCUGAAAAUGGGAAAUCUGUUGAUGUGGGGAAAACUCUGGUGUAUAUUGUACAAUGAAAGGAUUUCUAGAUCUCCAGGCAUUAUUUAACAUGUUAUAAUUAAGGGUUAACGACCUGCCAAAACUUAAUGUUUUCAUGUUUUCUCUCUUCACAAUGGUUGUUUCUGGCCUACCUUUUUGGGUCACCCGAGGUCAUAUGCGGGUGAUUAUUGGGUUGUUUAAUGUAUGGAUUGGGAUGAAUAAAUACCCGGUUUUGACUCUAUUUGUGACA
Messenger RNA from Branchiostoma belcheri (Belcher's lancelet), 3770 nucleotides. Its product is annotated as leucine--tRNA ligase, cytoplasmic-like. Gene Ontology annotation, biological process: leucyl-tRNA aminoacylation. NCBI's taxonomy places the organism in Eukaryota, Metazoa, Chordata, Leptocardii, Amphioxiformes, Branchiostomatidae. The coding region runs from base 31 to 3558 and encodes 1175 amino acids. The record is from RefSeq and is a predicted model, not a curated record. Gene Ontology annotation, molecular function: aminoacyl-tRNA deacylase activity; leucine-tRNA ligase activity; ATP binding. The transcript is spliced from 31 exons.